Danaus plexippus (monarch butterfly) is the source of this 1449-nucleotide messenger RNA. RefSeq names its product glyoxalase domain-containing protein 4 (gene Cjhbp). Lineage: Eukaryota; Metazoa; Arthropoda; Insecta; Lepidoptera; Nymphalidae. The transcript is spliced from 5 exons. The coding region runs from base 237 to 1091 and encodes 284 amino acids. The record is from RefSeq and is a predicted model, not a curated record.
UUAUAUCUAUACUUGAACGAACGUAUUGUUUAGAAUCUCAAUAAUGAUUUGAAGUUGACAUUUAAAACUAGUUUACACUUUACUGGUCAAACCCAGCCGUCGUUUAGUCAGUACUUUGCGAGUGCACUUCGAAUAUAGUAGUUAAAAAUAUUUAGAUAUAAAGGUUUAUUUGCUUUUUACUAAUAAUUGUAUAUCUUUUUAAUAUAACGUAUAAUCUAGUGUAAUAAAAUUGCAACAUGAUUAGCGGCCGGGCAUUGCAUUUUGUUUUCAAAGUGGCCGAUAGAACCCUUACGGCCAAGUUCUACAGAGAAAUACUGGGGAUGAAGGUACUUCGUCAUGAAGAAUUUAGUGAAGGUUGUGAGGCAGCCUGCAAUGGACCAUAUGCGAAUAGAUGGAGUAAAACAAUGAUCGGCUAUGGUCCAGAAGAUGACCAUUUUGUUGUUGAGUUGACAUACAACUAUGGCAUUACGCAUUAUGACCAGGGCAAUGAUUUUUUGGGGCUAACAAUUCAAUCAAGUGAGAGUUUGAAACGGGCUGCUUCAGCCAACUGGCCAGUUAAAGAACACAAUGGAUUGAAGUAUGUUGAAGCUCCGGGAGGUUACAAAUUCUACAUUAUUGAUAAACCACAGCCAAUUGAUAGAGAUCCAGUAGUGAAGGUCUCAUUGGCUAGCUCAGAUCUGGCGAAGUCAAUUGCUUACUGGAAUGGCUUGCUGACAUUAAAGAUCUUUGAGAAAACUGACAAGUCUGUCACUUUCGGUUUUAGUGAGGACCAAGCUAAGUUGGAACUGGUUGAUAUUGGUGAACCAGUAAACCACGCGAAGGCAUAUGGCCGCAUUGCCUUUUCUUGCCCAUUUGAUGAACAGCCAAUUAUCAACCAGAAAGUUCAAGAAGUGAAGGGAAAAAUCCUAACUCCACUUAUAUCCCUUGACACUCCAGGAAAAGCUACUGUAAGGGUCAUCAUUUUGGCUGAUCCAGAUGAUCAUGAAAUCUGUUUUGUUGAUGAUGAAAGCUUCCGUCAACUCUCCCAAGUAGAUCCAGCCAGUGACGCUGACUUAGAUAAGUUCAUUAAAUCAGACAAGUCGAGGGCAUAAGAUCUAUCAUAUUAUUUGUUGAUUAAUAAAAAUGUGAUUUAAAUUUUAUUUAAGUAGAUAUAUUAAUAAAAGUUAUGUUGCCUGGUGCAAAAUUUUUGUUUAUUAUUAUUAUUAUUAUUUUCAAUACUAUACUGCUGUAAACUGUCAAUAUGGUGUUCUUCAUUAUAUAUAAAAGAAAUAAUAAUUAAUAAGUUCACUUGUUAUGUUUAUGGUGUAUUUUUGGUGGAAGGUAGCACUUGCAUUCCAUGUUUAGUACAAUAUAAAAUUAUUUAAAGUUUUUACUAAUAUAAUUUUGAAGAAUGGCCCUCUAUACAAUACUUACUAACAAAAUGUAAUGAAAUAAAAGUAUUAUUAUUAA